This is a messenger RNA of Closterium sp. NIES-67, 1921 nucleotides long. The record is from the annotation of a GenBank genome assembly. NCBI's taxonomy places the organism in Eukaryota, Viridiplantae, Streptophyta, Zygnematophyceae, Desmidiales, Closteriaceae.
CCACGUGCGCUGCUGAUCACAACCUCCCAUUUCCUCCAAACCUUGGGGUUGCCUGUUCGGUUCGGCGGGAAAGUUUAUCCCGCUGAUUUCGUCCCAGCGCUUGGAUCACUCUUUGUCGCCGCUGCUUCACCGUCGAUUUUCCGUCUGUUGUAUCCGCUUGAAUCGCCUGUGAGCGUUGAUCCUCCCUGGAUCAGUGGAAACUGCAGCCCUGGCACAGGCAUUCGCGGAUCAGGUGAUCUAGGAAAAGCCUUACCUAGAGAGUCUCCGGGAAUUCCCCAUUCAGCUUUUCUGAUCAGCCAGCAGAUAGCAGGAGAGCAUCUGAACCCGGAUCCACUAUCCAGAAGCCGUUUCAUGCUUCUGGCCCGAUCCGUUUUCAGAAGAUCUUCCGCUGCUUCCUCCUUGCCUAAGAAUCUCAGGAGCUCCCGUCUUUGUUCGGCGUUCAAGAUGGCUCAGGAGGGCGUUCUUCUCGGCAUGGGCAACCCGCUGCUGGACAUCUCAGCGGUGGUGGACGAGGCGUUCCUGAACAAGUACGACGUGAAGCUCAACAACGCCAUCCUGGCCGAGGAGAAGCACGUUCCCAUGUACCAGGAGCUGAAGGACAAGUACCCAGUGGAGUACAUAGCCGGUGGUGCAACUCAGAACUCGAUCCGCGUGGCUCAGUGGAUGCUCCAAACGCCCAAGGCAGUCUCGUACAUGGGCUGCAUCGGCAAGGACGAGUUCGGAAAGGAGAUGACCAAAAACUGCACGUCUGUUGGUGUCAACGUCCAUUACAGGGAGGACGACACCACACCAACUGGCACCUGCGCAGUGCUGAUCGUUGGCGGCGAACGGUCUUUGAUCGCCAAUCUCGCAGCCGCGAAUUGCUACAAGAUCGACCAUUUGCAGGCUGCAGAGAACUGGGCUCUCGUGGAGAAGGCGCAGUUCUACUACAUUGCGGGAUUCUUCCUCACAGUGAGCCCCGAGAGCAUCAUGGCAGUGGCCAAGCACGCGGCAGAGAAGAACAAGGUGUUCACCAUGAACCUAGCUGCGCCCUUCAUCGCCCAGUUCUUCACUCAGCCUCUCAUGGACGCCCUCCCCUAUGUGGACUACCUGUUUGGCAACGAGACAGAGGCUCAGACCUUCGCCAAGGUUCAAGGGUGGGAGACGGAGAACGUGCAGGAGAUCGCCCUGAAGAUCGCGGCUCUGCCUAAAGUGAACGAGGCGAGAAAGAGGGUGGUGGUGAUUACCCAGGGCAAGGACGACACCGUCAUUGCUGUGGAUGGGAAGGUGACUACCCACCCGGUCAUUCUAGUGAAGAAAGAAGAUCUUGUGGACACCAACGGAGCAGGCGAUUCCUUUGUAGGCGGCUUCCUGUCGCAGCUGGUGCAGGGGAAGGAGACUGAGGAGUGCGUCCGGGCCGGUAAUUACGCGGCCAAUGUCAUCAUCCAACGGUCAGGGUGUACCUUCCCGGAGAAGCCUGAGUUCAAGUAACUUCUGGGAGGAUGUGAUUAAGAAUCGCAUGUGAGAUUAUACACGACCUCACUCACACCCAUUCUUGGAAGUAAAAUCAAUUUACUGGUAUUGGCGUUAUGGGAAGUGUAUGGUAUGAUCAAAACACAUGCAGGCUUGGUAGGCACAUUCGGGGGGGAGUCUACUACCGGUAAUCCUCCAACCAACCAAUGCUGAUGGGCUGGGAGCAGAAGUUCUGACAGAAUACUACCGGUACUGGCACUGCUAGGAUGUGCCUCUGUCCCAACCUUAACUACUGUGGGCAAUCUCCGAAGGAGGACGCACGGGGAAAGAGCUGUCCACCAGAGGAGAACUCUGUGCCUGCGCGCUAUAGAGAUACGCUUGAAGUGUUCGGAUGGAGCAGCAAAAUUUAUGAAUCUCACGGGAGACACAAGUGAGUGAGCGAGCUCCUAAGAACUUCUGGGCAUUCCAA